AUGAAGAACUUCGUCCAGAGGCCAAUCUGGGAUUGGGGUGAGCAGUUCAGCGAACAAGACAUAGCCCUGUUUUACAAUCCGCUGUACGUUGGACACAGAUCUAUGGCACCAUCGCAAAGACUAUCUAUGGCGUCUGUAUGCAGUCGACGGUCAGUAAACGUGACCAACGAGAGCGGUCGACUAGAGCCGUGUACAAAUAUAGCUGCCAUAGAACUGUGGUCACAGUGUUACGAGAGGUGGUUGCCUCCCUUAGAUGCGCCCGGCGCGGGAAAAGUCCAGUAUUAUCUUUACAACUGUGCUCUCAGGACACAGAUACAAAAACUCAACGCUCGGCUGUCCUCUCUAUCAAUAAUGAACGAUAGAAACGGCGACGACUGCGAAUCAGCGCCCGCUGCUACGAAUACGCCGGCACUUACGCGCUUUUACCCGUUCAGCCUGAAGACAGCUGACAAUGUGACGAGGAAUUUGGACGCCAUGCAAGUCAGCCUCAUUGACGCUACGGAACUCUUGGACUCGCAGAGUCUCUUGAACGCUCCGGACUAA
Leptosia nina is the source of this 543-nucleotide messenger RNA. The record is from the annotation of a GenBank genome assembly. NCBI's taxonomy places the organism in Eukaryota, Metazoa, Arthropoda, Insecta, Lepidoptera, Pieridae.